AUGCGCCGGGAGCUGCAGGUGCGGGACGCGGAGGCUGGGCCCCGGCGGGGAACGGGUUACUCGGACGGGGCCUCCUGGGCGGACGGAGUCGGAAUCCCACGAGAGCCAGAGGGUCGCCUGCGGCCACAAGUGCCCGCUCAGCCAUCUGCCGAGUCCGGGGGCGCGCGCGGCAUUUGUCCCCAGGCGCUCUUGGGGCCGCUUUCUUGGCGCGGGUCGGCCCUGGUGACCGAAACCACGCUCGGGCGCAGCCGCCAACUGCCCAUAGCUACCUUCGCGUUCCUCCUUACACAAGAAGUCCGGGGGAGUCCAGGCAUGCGGGAGAAGCAUGGCCAAGCCGCUAACUCUCACUCCUUUUCUUCCUCUUGGCGGGGUCUCCCAGAACCAGGCAGCGGGCAGGUGUUUGUGACUUCGGAAAACCAGCUGGUGUACUACCCCAGCAUCACCUACGCCAUCAUCGGCAGCUCCGUCAUCUUCGUGCUGGUGGUGGCCCUGCUGGCGCUCGUCCUGCACCACCAGCGGAAGCGGAACAACCUCAUGACGCUGCCCGUGCACCGGCUGCAGCACCCUGUGCUGCUCUCCCGGCUGGUGGUCCUGGACCACCCCCACCACUGCAACGUGACCUACAACGUCAACAAUGGCAUCCAGUACGUGGCCAGCCAGGCCGAGCAGAACGCGUCGGAAGUGGGCUCCCCACCCUCCUACUCAGAGGCACUGCUGGACCAAAGACCCGCGUGGUACGACCUUCCUCCGCCUCCCUACUCUUCGGACACCGAGUCCCUGAACCAAGCCGACCUGCCCCCUUACCGCUCCAGGUCCGGGAGUGCUGAGAGCGCCAGCUCCCAAGCAGCCAGCAGCCUCCUGAGCGUGGAAGACAGCAGCCAUGGCCCGGGGCAGCCUGGCCCUGCAGAGGGUGCUGCUGAGCCCAGGGACUCUGUGCCCAGCCAGGGCGCCGAAGAAGUAUAAAAUCCAGUUAUUCCUGAGUCCAUAUGAGUUAAUCUGCUCUGACUUGUUACCGUCCCACAACUCGUGCUCAUGGGAAGCUCCUCAGGGUGCUGCAAGGAGUGAUUUGGGGUGUCUCUCCACUCUCCUCCUCCCCCAGAUUUCAGGGAUGUUCUUUGGAGGGUGACCUGGCAUUUUGCUGGCCUCUCAGUUGACGUGAUGUAUUGUGCAUCUCUGCUGGGAGAUCAGCCUUCCUUCGGGGCCCAGAUCACAGCCUCACACACCACAUCAUUCUUCUGUUACUGUUGGAAUCUUGCUGAGUAAGCAGCAUAAAUUUGCAGGCAGUGGGAUAAAAAGGUGUUUAAGUGGUCUUAGAGAAAGCAGUGUUUCCGGGCGUUGCUGUAUCUUCAGAGGGGCAGAAGGCACUGUGGGCUGCUACUUUCGGUGAGCUACCUUCUCCCUCCAUUUGGGGGUAGGGGUGGAUGAGCCUGCAGGAGGCAGGCGUGGGCUGGCCACCCUGGAAGGGGUCCGGGUCAGCAUUCAGACCUGCCUGCGCCAGCCUAUCCAUACAUUGCUUUCAGCUCAGCAGAGGCAGCGGCCAAAGAAAACGGUUGACAUGAGUUUGCACCCAUCAGUGCUUGGCAGUGUCAUGAAUGACUGAAACCAUCUACUCUGGAUGGAUUCAAGUUUAAAAUUUUUACCCACAGAUCCUCUUUUUGAGAGCUUUCCUCUGGCGGCAUAUAGCAUCAACCUCAUCCCAGUUCACACAGGGACCCCCCCACUGCAAGUUUACCCGAAUUUUCAGCUCCUGAAGUGCAGGCUGCCAAGUGUCUGGUCUGCUUUGGUGAUUGUUCCCUCCCAGCUGACCUGCCGAAGGCAGAUGAUCCAACUUGAGUUGGCCAAAAAUCUCAUCUGCCCCUUGGUUUCUGGAAUCACACCCAACCUGCCUUGCCUGUUCAUGCAGCUUCAGUGCUGGCCUCCCAGUUUCCCUCAGUACUCAGAAUUCUCUUAUCUGUGCCUUUGGACUUGAGAACACUGUGGUUUCUAACACAUGCGAGAACCAUACUCAUUACCUCCCGCUGCCUGUGCUGCCCACACUCCCCUGCCCAAAACCCACAUACCAGCACUCUCAUUUAGGGUUAGGAUUAGGUUUAGAGUUUCUCCUCAGAGAUGUGGACAAUAGACAACUUAGAGUCAAGAUUUGCCAUUCGGACUUAGUUUUUUUUUAAAUCUCUUAGAAAUGCAUUUAAAACAGUGUGUUUGUUUUUUCCCUUCUAGUUAAGGGACUAUUUAUAUGUGUAUAGGAAAGCUGUCCUCUGUUGUUUUUCCUUUAGUGAGGUCCAAAGAAAGAUGCAAAAGGAGAUCACGCCCGUGUCCCGCUGAGCGCUCAGGACCCGCCACCCAUUGCGGCUGUGUGCCGUUGCACUUUGUGUUAUUAUUUAUGGAGUUCUUGGAAGAUGCAGGAGGGACGUCUUCCCUCUUGGUUCACAGUCUCUGCUUAUGCUAGCCUCCCUCUGUCUGUGUGCCCAGCCAGCCACAGGGCCCCCACCCCCUCGGGAAAUAAUUGGUAGGAACUUAGAUGUUUUGGGGGCUAGAAAUCACCCCAACUCUCUGAGGACAGAACUGGACCCAGACGCAGCCACUGCAGGCAGCUCUCAUCCAUCCAGGGCUUCUUCCCACAGCGGAAGGACUUUUCAGUAAUAACCUCUUUGAAGCUCACUCAAGUGGCACCUGCAAGAGGGGGCGUGAAUGGCAUUCAGUGAUCCUGUUCUGCAGACUUUUUUUUUUUUUAAACGAAUCCAAAGUAUGUUACAGGAAAGUGAGCCACUUGGUGAUUUUUUUUUUUUCAAGUAAAAGAAAAGGAAGCUAGUAACUUGCAUCUUUCACUUUUAAAAUAACACUUGAGUUGAUUGCUGAGUAAUCCAGUAAAGAAGGAACUUUAGAUGGCAGCCAGAGUGGGUUAGAAACUCUAGCUGAACAUUUCAUCUCCUAUGAGUCAGAAUGCCUUUAUUUCUCCCUGCUUCUUUCUGGUGCUGUGAAAGUUGUUUAGAGGGAAGGAGUCUUAUUUUAAUUAAUUGUGCGGUGAAUUAAUCUCACAUGCUUUUCUGCUGCCAGACAUCUUAGAAAAAACAAAUGGUCUUAGUAGAUAAGGAGAGCCUAUUAAUGUUUUUUUAAAACAAACACAGGGACAUUUUUAUUAUAGAUUUGAUUUUUUAAUGAAUGUUUUUUAAAAAAUAUAUAAAUAGGACACCAAAGCUUCAGGGGUUUGUUUUUUGUUUUUCCCCUUCUCAAGAUGACAAAGAAGUGGCCAGCAAUAUUUUUUCACUCAUUCCAGCCAGGAUGUUUUUUUAUACAUAGCCUAAAUUGUAUGCCAACCGGAAAACCAUCUCUUCUCUCUUUCCUCAGAUGAGAUCAGUGAGUCCUUUUUGUGCUAGCAUUAAAAUAAUUUCACUGCAAUCAGUCUCUUAUCACCUACCCAAUUCCCUCUAUUUUGAAGUUGACAUUAUUUUUAAAUUGCAACUAAGUGGUUAAUAAAUAUUGUGUGAUGUUCCAAGCUGAUGUAAACUGGAAAGGUUGUGUGUGGUUGCUUUUUGGUUUUGGUUAGGUUUUGUUUUGUUUUUUUAAUUUUUAUACUUUCAAAUAAACUUGCAAUUUCAUUCUUUCUAUUGGUGUUGGAUGGUUAUUUCUGUCAUAACGUCUGCAAUGAAUGUACAUCAUAAUAAAAGGAGGACAGGAAGGGGCGCACUGAUGAGAGCUCAACAUGAGGAUCCCAAGCUGGUGUGGUUGGAAUAUGGAGGUGAAGUCUGGGACACCCUGUGAUGUCAGUUCAGAAGAUGGAUAUGAAUUGCCACAACAGUGGGCACCCUCUGAUAACUGUCAAGAUACAAAUUCUUGCCCUACAGGAGCUGCCCUACAGCUCCUGGACAGUGCUAUGACCGUCAUUCUUGUUGAACCACAAAUGGCUCAGAUUUGACUCCACCCUUGAUGGGAACAACUUUCUGCUCUUCUAAGUCUCAUUUUGGAACCAUAUGUUGACUGAUGGUGCAGGGACAGUUAUACAGGAAUUCAGGUUGUCUUGGAGGUCACCACCACCAUCAAGUUCCACCCACAGAGUGGAGAAGUUACCUUGGCUUUGGCCAAAGUCCACUGAAUUUCUAAACACAGGAUCUACAGGGCUAAGAUUUAGGUCACAUAUUCAUUCCUGUACAUCUCAGAAAGAAGAAUAAAUAAAUGCCAGGUCUACUCUAGAUGGUCUAGAGUAGACCAUCUCAUGCACUAUGAUCCUAAAGGCUUGUCAAGAUAAACUACUUCCCUCAUCUCUUAAAGAUUACCCUUUUUUAAUGGAUGUCAGAAUGAAGAAAUGCUUAAGAAGCACCAAUCAAAAGCAAAGAUCAUUAAAUGUUUUGUGUAA
This is a messenger RNA of Talpa occidentalis (Iberian mole), 4351 nucleotides long. It is a transcript of the gene LDLRAD3, whose product is annotated as low density lipoprotein receptor class A domain containing 3. Bases 1 to 963 code for a protein of 320 amino acids. Lineage: Eukaryota; Metazoa; Chordata; Mammalia; Eulipotyphla; Talpidae. The transcript has 4 exons. The record is from RefSeq and is a predicted model, not a curated record.